AUGAAAUCAUCCACCAGAUAUCAAACCAGAAGUAUCAGAGAUCACAGCAACAAGAGAGAAGAAAGAGGGAUUAAGAUACCACAAGAUAACUCAUGGAAUCUCUUAAGUAAGACUUCAAUACCCUCAGGGGCUAAUGACAAAGCCUGGGGAUCAGACUUCAUCAUCACCUCCGAUACUUCUGAGGUUUCGAAUGAAUGUAUGAUUCAAAAUCAUCACUUAAAUUCUGAAACUGUCGAUACCUUCCUGAGCUAUCUCGACGCCAAUUUUUGUCCAGAAUUUAACCUGAGUGAAGAGCCUCCACUUCUCAUUGAGGGAACUUCUUCUGCUGAUAGCGAGCAAAGUCAGAUAAAAAGGGAAAUUUCUGUUAACCACAAAACAUUGCAAACAAACAAAGCUCCAGGCAAACCUGGGUCUCACUCUCAAAGGAAGGAUAUCCUCCAAAAGAACUUGUUCAGGUCUGUCAGGAGGUACCUGUGGGAGGAAUUCUCUAAGCUGAAUGAUGUAAAGAAGCUCAAAAACAAAUAUUCCCCUAAAAAUUCUCAACUUGUAAAAGAUUUUUAUCACAGUUUUUUAAAGCGUAACUGUCAAAUUGGACAAUCUCUAACUCCUGAUGAGGAUGAGAAGGUUUGAUUCUGUUUCAGCACAGUGAUGACGAACAAAUUCCCAUAUGCCCAGAUCUAUAGUAGAUGACCCGCUACCAAGGCCUCGGUGGAGGUGAACCCUGAUCAGAGGAAGUUAUUCAUACUUCUAAAAGCUUUCUUCAAAAGCUUUACAGCAAAAAAUUAUCAAAAGUUCCUUCUGACAAGAGAAGCUCGGGUAUUCAUUCAGAUGCUGGAAGAAAGCGGGCUGAUUGAGAAAGUGAUAACUUCCUCUCCUAUCUUGGCUAGUAAUGAAGCUAAAUAUAGAGAGCUAUUUGGGGAUAUACUCCGCAAGAUCAAGCAGUAAGAAGGAAGGCUGCUUCAUUAUCUCUUGCUUUUAGAAUUGGCAUCAAAGUUUCGUAAUUGGCACUAAUUUUUGAACUAAUAUUAUUUUCA
Messenger RNA from Moneuplotes crassus, 1034 nucleotides. NCBI's taxonomy places the organism in Eukaryota, Ciliophora, Spirotrichea, Euplotida, Euplotidae. The record is from the annotation of a GenBank genome assembly.